UAGCUUCUGUUCCCGUCUACUCUCUUUCUCUCUCUCUAAACUCUCUCUUUCUCUCUCUCUCUCGCAUCGCUGGUCGAAGAAGAAGAGACCCCUUUCAGUUGUUACUCUAAACUGUCUCUUCUUCUUCGAUUUUGCGCAGAUUCUUGAAUUCUUAGAGCUGUAUUUUUCAUUCUCUUGGAAUCUGUUAUCUGAAUUAAACAGAGAUCGAAAAGAAGAGGAAAAGAUGGCGACAAUCAACGAUCACCACCAAGACAGCAACCCCAACACUCCCGCCGCCACGGCGCCGGCGGUGCCCACGGCAAAGCAGGCUGUUCCCACUGCCAAAACCGUUGAUACUCAGUCUGUGCUGAAAAGGUUGCAGUCUGAGCUAAUGGCCUUAAUGAUGGGUGGCGAUUCCGGGGUAUCAGCCUUCCCUGAGGAGGACAACAUAUUCUGCUGGAAAGGAACGAUCACUGGCAGCAAAGAUACCGUCUUUGAGGGAACUGAAUACAAGUUAUCCCUUUCUUUUCCCUCCGACUAUCCUUUCAAGCCCCCUAAGGUUAAAUUCGAGACGGCUUGCUUCCAUCCCAAUGUCGAUGUAUAUGGGAAUAUAUGCUUGGACAUAUUACAGGAUAAGUGGUCAUCUGCCUAUGAUGUUAGGACAAUCUUGCUGUCAAUCCAGAGUUUACUUGGAGAGCCAAACAUCAGUUCACCUCUCAACACUCAGGCAGCAUCACUUUGGGGCAACCAAGAAGAGUAUAGGAAGAUGCUGGAGAAAUUAUACAAGCCAAGUGCAUAGAAAUUUCUCACAGGAGCUAAUUAGACAGAUGGAAGCUUGGUUGAGAUUGAUUCUUUCUGCAGCAUGAUGUUCACUUCAUUCUCUAAUGUCAAGAGAUUAGUCUUUUGACGUGAAACGAAAAUUGUACUUUCGAUGAUUAUAGUAAAGUUUCUCGUGCCAAGAAAAUGUGGAACUUUUAGCCUAUGUUUGGAUUUGUGUUUUGGGC
Messenger RNA from Sesamum indicum (sesame), 983 nucleotides. Its product is annotated as ubiquitin-conjugating enzyme E2 19. The record is from RefSeq and is a predicted model, not a curated record. Lineage: Eukaryota; Viridiplantae; Streptophyta; Magnoliopsida; Lamiales; Pedaliaceae.